Lactuca virosa is the source of this 837-nucleotide messenger RNA. Lineage: Eukaryota; Viridiplantae; Streptophyta; Magnoliopsida; Asterales; Asteraceae. The record is from the annotation of a GenBank genome assembly.
ACAACCACCAUUUCUCUCUCUAAAACCACUCACUUGCUCUCUGUGCAGUGUGCACCACCGUCGUAAGGCACCAUGCCUGAGGCUGAGGCACCGAACAACGACUCCACCACCCUGACGGACUACAAUCUCACCGAGAAAAACAAAAAGUGUCUUCAAUUCAUCGAAGACGUCACCUCGAACCCCGACAACGUCCAACGACAGAUCCUCUCCGAAAUCCUCACCCAAAAUGCCAACGUCGAAUACUUAAACCGCCAUGGUCUUUCCGGCUACACUGAUCGUGAAACGUUUAAAAAACUUGUCCCUGUUGUUACCUAUGAAGAUCUCCAAAACGAUAUUACACGCAUCGCGAAUGGCGAUAAAUCCCCGAUUCUUUCCUCCCACCCGAUAUCCGAAUUCUUAACAAGUUCUGGGACAUCUGGAGGAGAGAGAAAACUGAUGCCCACCAUUGAAGACGAGCUCGGAAGAAGGUCUUUAUUAUACAGUCUUUUGAUGCCAGUGAUGAACCGGUUUGUACCCGGUUUGGAUAAAGGCAAAGGCAUGUAUUUUCUAUUUAUAAAAUCCGAAGCAAAAACCCCCGGUGGGCUCGUGGCCCGACCCGUUUUGACAAGUUACUACAAAAGCUCCCAUUUUAAAGAAAGACCUUACGACCCGUAUACAAAUUACACGAGCCCGAACGAAACCAUUCUUUGCCCCGAUUCGUAUCAAAGCAUGUAUUCCCAAAUGCUUUGCGGGUUGUACCUAAACAACGAAGUUCUUCGGGUCGGGGCUGUUUUUGCUUCGGGAUUCAUCCGGGCUAUUCGGUUUUUUAGAAAAGCAUUGGAAUCUUUUGAGCCAUGA